Messenger RNA from Umbelopsis ramanniana AG, 1245 nucleotides. RefSeq lists its product as uncharacterized. The record is from RefSeq and is a predicted model, not a curated record. Lineage: Eukaryota; Fungi; Mucoromycota; Umbelopsidomycetes; Umbelopsidales; Umbelopsidaceae. The coding region runs from base 1 to 1245 and encodes 414 amino acids. Gene Ontology annotation, molecular function: FAD binding. The transcript has a single exon.
AUGGCUCCUCUAAAUGUUCUCAUCUGCGGCGGGGGCUGUGGUGGACCAGCUUUAGCCUAUUGGCUGGCAAACAGCGGUCACCGCGUCACCGUUGUUGAACGCUUCUCUACUCUUAGGGCCUCCGGUGCACAGGUUGACCUUCGCGCUCAAGGAAUCGAAGUCGUAAAGCGCAUGGGAAUUCUGGAUGUCAUCCGUGCAAAAACUGUUGAUGAAGCGGGAACUUCUUUUGUAGAUGCACAGAACAGGACCAAAGCGACCGUAAUGGCCAACAAAUCAGGCAAGGGAUCACAGACUCUUACGUCUGAAUACGAGAUUAUGCGCGGUGAUCUGGUGCGAAUAUUGUAUGACGCUACCAAAUCUAACGUGGAGUACAUAUUCGGCGUAAGUGUUGACAGUUUCGAGCAACCUGACGACCGAGUCGUAGUAUAUUUUUCAGACGGCCGUACCGAUACUUUUGACCUUUUGGUCGGAGCAGAUGGUCAAGGAUCGCGAAUUCGAAAAGCAAUUCUGCCUCCUGACUCUCCAGAGCCUUACAACCGAUUGGGCUUAUAUUCAGCUUAUUGGUUCGUGCCUCGCUCUGAGACAGACAGUGAGACUUGUAAAAUCUACCACAGCCCAGGCAGCCGAGCGAUUAUGACCAGGAGCCACAGUGUAACGGAAACCCAAGUCUAUUUUGCAAUCAAAGAUGAUUCUGAGGAACUAAGAAGUCUUCCAAGGGCCUCUAUUGAGCAGCAAAAAGCGUUUUGGUCAGAAAAAUUCAGCGGGGCAGGAUGGCAGACGGAUCGGUUCAUCGAAGGUAUGAAGAACGCAGAAUAUUUUUACUGCCAAGAAGUCAUUCAAGUACGUACAGACACCUGGUAUAAGAACCGCGUCGUUCUUCUUGGUGACGCUGGAUACUGUCCAUCUCCAGUCACUGGAAUGGGAACUACAGCCAGUUUUGUUGGUGCAUAUGUGCUAGCUGGAGAGAUCAAUCGAAAUGCCCAGAACCUUCCCGUUGCGCUCGCAAAUUACGAAAAAACCCUGCGGCCAUUUAUCAACGAGGUUCAAGUCAUUAAUCGACAGAUGAUCCGUUCCGUGUUUCCCCAAACGCAACUGGGAAUCCUUAUCCUCCAUUUCGUGGCUGGUAUACUCUGUUACUUUCGUAUACCAGAACUUAUAGCCAAGUUUUCUAACAGUGAAAAUGGCGGCUGGAUUUUACCCUAUUAUCCGGAGCUCAAACAGGAUCAUCAGACAUUGGUAGAAUAG